Messenger RNA from Penicillium brevicompactum, 681 nucleotides. RefSeq lists its product as uncharacterized. The record is from RefSeq and is a predicted model, not a curated record. Gene Ontology annotation, molecular function: acyltransferase activity, transferring groups other than amino-acyl groups. NCBI's taxonomy places the organism in Eukaryota, Fungi, Ascomycota, Eurotiomycetes, Eurotiales, Aspergillaceae. The coding region runs from base 1 to 681 and encodes 226 amino acids. The transcript is spliced from 3 exons.
AUGGGCAUCGAAGUGGUUGACCUCACCGAGGCCGAUAUCCCCGGUGCCAUCGAAGUCAUUCAGCGAGCGUUCGCAGAUGACCCAUACUUCAAGUGGGUUUUCGAUUCUUCCAAAUUCAACAAACAGAGAAACUAUGACUCGCUCUCUGCGCGUUGCAAUUGGGGUAUCAACAAUGCGCUAUUCCAAGUCGCGAAAGAGGCUGGUGAUAGUACUAUUCUAGGUGUUUCUUGCUGGUUGGCGCCGCAUCCAGCUACGCAGCCUGAGAGCUGGUAUAGUUGGUUUCAGUCGUGGAGUUUGUCAUUCAACCAGCUUAUCAAUAAUGUGCGGUAUUUUGGUCGUGGAGGGCUGAGGACGAAUAGGUAUUGGAUUUGGAAGGAAAGGCAGGCUGAAGCGCAGGGUGCUAUUUGGAAUGAUCCGCAAGGAUAUUAUUUCUGCAAUAUUGUUGCUGUUAAUCCUGAGGCGCAGGGGAAUGGUGUGGGGAGGUUGUUGUUUGAGGCUGUUACGAAGAGGGCAGAUAAGGAGGGGGUGAAGUGCUAUUUGGAGAGUUCGAAGAGUGUUCCUAAUGUGGCGAUUUACGAGCGCAUGGGCUUCGAAAUGAGGAAAGAGAUGGAGUGUCGGGAUGGGGAGGAUGCGUGCAUGUUGUACUGCAUGGUACGGAAUCCCAAGCUGAGUGAGAAUUGA